UGAAGGAGCACAGGCUGGUGCCCAGUGAAGUGGAUUUUCCCCGACGUCUCAGUGUCUCCUCGCCAUGGCGACAGCCCUGCCGUUGUGCUACCACGGCGCCAUCAGCAAGAAGGAGUGUGAGGAUCUUCUGGGAAAGAAGAACAAGGACGGAGCUUAUCUGAUCCGAGCCAGUGAGACCAUCCAGGGAGCCUUGUGUCUGUGUGUCUAUAAAAAGAAGGUGGUGUAUACCUACAGACUGCUUCAUACAUGUACUGGACAGUACACUCUGCUGGCGGCAGGAGGCGUGCAGGAGAUAUUUUUUAAGACCUUGGAUGAUAUGAUUCAUCACUAUAAGAGGAAGAACCAGGGCCUGGCCAUGCACCUGAGACACUCUGUGAAAAGGAAGACGGCCAUGUUGAUCCGCCCCCUAAGACCGCCUGAAGACCCGGGUGAAGAAGAGUCUGCCCAUGCGAGUGUUUCGGACGCUGACUAUGUUGAGGUCCUCCCUGAAUGACUUCAACUUCAACACUUGAAAAAAGUGCAGAAGAUGUUUUGGGGAUAAACUGUCGUCACUUACAAAGAAUCACAGACAACAUGUGUGUCUCCUUGUUUAAGAUUCUACGUGAAGGGGGAAACGACUUCACGGCUCAUGACGUGAGAACAUUUGCAUCUGAAACAUGCAAAAUUACAUGUGUAUGGAAAUUCUUGACCUGAGCAACAGCGCCCCCUGCAGCCACUCCUGGGGAUUAAUCCUGUCGGUUUGGUGUGGUUUUCAUGGAGAGAAAAAACAAAGUCCCAUGAUCCUCUGCUUCCUGAACCUGAGGAGCUGCUGCUGUAACAAAUCCACCAAACUCUGUUCAGAGUUCUUCAUGUUUUAAAGUUUCCUGCUGGAGAUGAACUCUGGUUGUUAAUAACGUCUCAGUGUUUUGAACUGAUCACAGAUCAGCUUCACUCUUCAACUGUCUGGAGCUGAUGGUGACGGUUGAAGCUGUGACUCUCAGUCACUUCCUCUCUUCAGGAGAUCGAACCCACCCAGCAGAGUUUCAGAGAACAGACGCUCAGGGAGUGAAGGAGGAAACUUUCUCCGUGUUAAUAAAAUAAAAUCUAAAUGUUAUUUUCCACCUCAGUCAACAGCAACAAACAUCGACAGACGCUCAGGCCUCAGCUUCAGUUCUUUAUUUUUGUCUUUCAUUUGAGAGACUAACCACUUUAACCACUUUCAGUUCUUUGACUCACGGACACAAGCUGUUGUUCUGCAAAGAUGAAACUCAUGAAGACAGAAGGAGCUCCCAGAGUCACGUGUCCUCUACCCUGCACCACGGUAAUAAUU
Messenger RNA from Paralichthys olivaceus (Japanese flounder), 1309 nucleotides. The record is from RefSeq and is a predicted model, not a curated record. NCBI's taxonomy places the organism in Eukaryota, Metazoa, Chordata, Actinopteri, Pleuronectiformes, Paralichthyidae.